Peronospora matthiolae is the source of this 567-nucleotide messenger RNA. Lineage: Eukaryota; Oomycota; Peronosporomycetes; Peronosporales; Peronosporaceae. The record is from the annotation of a GenBank genome assembly.
AUGAAGAGACCGUUCAGUCCUGCUAUCAUUAUCGCACUUGCUGCACUAGCUGCGACGCCUUCUGCCGCUCAAGACUCGAGUUCAGCAACUUGCACGGCCGAGUCCCUCACGACGGCAAGGAACGCGUGCGACUCGCUCCCUGGCGUCUCCCAGCUCAAGUGCAAUAACAAGACGUGUCAUGAAGCUCUGCACGUGCUUACCGAAGACGACACGCGUGAGUGCUACGCUACCCUUGACUUGGGCCCGAUAACGGACCUCGACUCGUACGUUCUACUUGACGAAUUCUGCCACGGAGACGGUGCAGAUCCGGCCGACCAGACCGUUAAAGCUGGUCCGACCAAUGGCACGACCUCGCCCUCGUCAGGAGCUCAUGGGACUUUGAUAGGUGACGACGUGGGCCAUCAUGACCACGACGACGACCAUCAAGAUUUAAGUUAUGAUCAUGCAGAAGCUGCUGCAUCUGAACCGACAAGUGCAUCCUCGAGUGCUGAUCACUCUAUCACUUCUGGCUUCCUGGUUGUGUUGCAGUUGGUAGUACUACUGGCUGCCGUGCCAGUGGUUUGGUAG